This is a messenger RNA of Capsicum annuum, 4107 nucleotides long. Its product is annotated as histone-lysine N-methyltransferase ATX4. Gene Ontology annotation, molecular function: protein binding. Bases 722 to 3883 code for a protein of 1053 amino acids. The transcript is spliced from 23 exons. Gene Ontology annotation, biological process: regulation of transcription by RNA polymerase II. The record is from RefSeq and is a predicted model, not a curated record. NCBI's taxonomy places the organism in Eukaryota, Viridiplantae, Streptophyta, Magnoliopsida, Solanales, Solanaceae.
UUACAAAUUUUCCACUAAUAUUUUUCCCUUUCGCGCGUCUACUAUACUCUCGUCUCCCUCCCAAUUUUCGCUUCCGCUUUCGAAUUUCGCAACAAUCUUGGAGCCAAAGCUCUCAAUUUUUUUGACACAAUUUAAUAUUAUUACUUUAUUAGUGUUUUUUUGUCUUUUUAUAGAGAAUAAAUAAUAACAUAACUAUACUUUAUUUUUGGCUAUACUUUAUGGACAUUAUACUAUUUCCCUUCUCAACAUAUAUAUCUCUAAUUUCAUCUGUUUUGUUUUUUCGCUACUUACAAAUUUCUGAUGCAUCCGAUUUGCAUCAACUUUAGAAGGUUAAAGUUUUGAUUUUUAAUUUGAAUUUGUUGAAAAAUUCUUUGCUGAUUUUGUUUAGUUUCCACCGAUUAUACAAUUUUUCUGAUUUUUGCUUUUGCAUAUAAGUACAAUUUGAAAAAUUGAAAAAUUGUGAAUGGUGUUUGGAUUGUGUUUGGGCGAGACUGAUUGAUUCGUUGAAGUGGUGAAUUUUUGGAACAAUUGAUGUGUGUUUCGGGUUUGAAUUGGAAUUGAGAUUCGAAGAAUUGGGGAUUUUGGUUUGACGGUUUGUUGAUUCGAUUUGAUAAUUAGGGUUUUGGAUUUGGGAUUUGGGGUGGAUGAGGAUUUUCUAACGUACAAGUUCGCGUGCUAAGAGUACAAUUGCACGUAACGGGAUUUUGAUGGUGUAUUAAAGAUGAUGGUGAAACGGAAGGUGAAAGUGGAAAUGCCGAAACUCAAGCGGUGCAAAGCCGAUGGAAAUGACAGCGGUGGCGAGGGAGAAUCGUGGAAAUUGAAAACUGAGGAGCUAUUCACAGUGCCGGUAAAGGAGUUAGAAGAUUACCGGACAAGUUUGGUGGAUUCGUUUUGUAGAGAAGCUUUAAGCUAUGCAGGUGAAGUAGAAUCAAGCUUGGGUUUAGCUGGAGCUUCGACGAGUUUGGAGAAAGCUUAUGAAGUUAGUAAUAAUAGUAAGCCUCCACUUCUAAAGACUUCCCGUGGUCGUGUUCAAGUGCUGCCUUCAAAGUUCAAUGACUCCGUUUUGCCCUUGUGGACGAAGGAGCGAAACCAGGAAGAAGAAGAAGAAGAAUUACUAUGUUUGGAUGAAGUGAGAGCUUUGCCUAAGAAGAAAAGGUUCAAGCUUGAAGGGUCUAAUGUAAAUAUGCAUUUUUUUGACAGUCAACUUUUUCAUUUGCCUAGUGCUGUAAAAUUUGAGGAUAGGGAAUUUUCGUAUAUGCGAAGUAGAGAUUGUUCUAGAAGUUCGGUGACAUCGUUGGGUGAAGGUGGUUCUUCAGUUGUGGUGGAGAGUGGUGAGUGUGAACGGAGGGUGACGAGGAGCUCUGUGAGGGCUGAUAAUUAUAUGAAGGAGAAAGCUGGAAAGAAAAAGGAUUUCUUUGAGCCUGGAGAUUUUGUUUUUGAUGACAUAGUGUGGGCGAUAUGUGGGAAGCAUUACCCUGCUUGGCCUGCUGUGGUGAUUGAUCCGUUAUGGCAAGCACCCGAGGCUGUUCUAAGGGCUUGUGUGCCAGACACACUCUGUGUGAUGUUUUAUGGCUACUCCAGAAGUGGGCAAAGGGAUUAUGGGUGGGUCAAAGCUGGAACGAUCUUCCCUUUCCACGAGUAUUUGGACAGAUUUAAGGGGCAGACUAAAUUGUAUGGCAGCAGACCAAGUGAUUUUCAGAUGGCAAUAGAAGAGGCAAUUCUAGCCAAACAUGGCUCUACAAAUAAAGGCCCUGAGACGAAACAGGAGACUUCUCCAGCAACUAAUGAUAGUGGAGUUGAAGAGGCUACUGGAUCAAAUCAGGAGCUGGAAUUCUGUUUCUCUGACCAGCAGGAUGGAUAUUAUAAGAGGAAAUACACUCGAUCAUGUGACGGUUGUGGUUUGACUGUUCCUUUCCGAACUAUGAAGAAAGUUAAAGUUACAACGUCCAAGUCUCAUUUUUUCUGUGGGCAUUGUACUAAGUUUAGGAAAUCAAAGCAAUAUUGUGGCAUAUGCAAGGAAAUUUGGCAUCAUUCAGAUGGUGGGAAUUCAGACGGUGGGAACUGGGUGUGUUGCGAUAGUUGUGAUGUUUGGGUGCAUGUGGAGUGUGCAGAUAUUUCCAGCAAUGCUUUAAAGAAUCUACAGAACACUGAUUACUUUUGUCCCGAGUGCAAAGCAAAUUCUAACAAAAAGUUGUUGGCCUCAGAACAGUGGGGGCCAAAAGUGAGUGUUUCAAGCAGAAUAAGAGAGAGCAGUGGAAGUGUGAUGCCUGCCAAGAUCAUUGUCGUGUGCACUGGCGUCGAAGGGAUUUAUUAUCCAGAUAUUCAUUUAGUUCAGUGCAAGUGUGGUUCUUGUGGAACAAGGAAGCAAACACUUAGUGAGUGGGAGAAACAUACCGGUUGCAGAGCUAAAAAGUGGAAGUGCAGCGUGAAAUUAAAGGGCUCAAAUAUAACACUUGACCAAUGGCUUUCAGACAAUAAUGCUUAUAAUGUUAGCUAUCAGAAUUUAGAUCAGCAGCUGCUGUUUGCAUUUUUAAGAGAGAAGUAUGAACCUGUACAUGCAAAGUGGACUACAGAGAGAUGUGCUAUAUGUAGAUGGGUCGAGGAUUGGGACUAUAAUAAAAUAAUUAUAUGCAACAGGUGCCAAAUAGCCGUCCAUCAAGAAUGCUAUGGAGUAAGCAAUGCUCAGGAUUUUGCUUCAUGGGUCUGCCGAGCAUGUGAAACCCCUGAAAUUGAAAGAGAAUGUUGUCUUUGUCCAGUCAAAGGUGGUGCAUUAAAGCCAACUGAUAUUGAUCCCUUGUGGGUUCACGUUACAUGUGCAUGGUUUCAGCCCGAAGUUGCUUUCCAUAAUUCUGAUAAAAUGGAGCCUGCUGCUGGGCUUCUUAGAAUUCCUCCGAGCAGUUUCCUAAAGGCAUGUGUGAUCUGCAAACAAGUUCACGGAUGUUGCACUCAGUGUUGGAAAUGUGCCACUAGCUUUCAUGCUAUGUGCGCUUUGAGAGCUGGAUAUCAUAUGGAAUUGCACUGCUCAGAGAAGAAUGGGAUACAGUUUACAAGAUGGUUAUCAUAUUGCGCCUUUCAUAGGGCUCCAGACACAAACAAUGUCUUGGUCAUGCGGACUCCAUCUGGAGUGUUUUCUACUAAAAGUUUGGCUGAAAGACAAAGUCAAGAACAUUGUUCGGGAGGCAAAAGACUCAUCUCAUCUAAGACUCAACUCCCUGAUUCAUCUGAUGCUCCAACCAUUAGCUUUGAGCCUCUCUCUGCUGCAAGGUGUCGUGUCUUUCAGAGAUCUAGCAAUAAGAGGGCUGGACAAGAGGCAGUUUUCCACCGACUGAUGGGGGCAAGGCGUCAUUCUUUAGAAGCAAUAGAUUGUUUAAGCUCACAAGAAUUGGCUAGUAAUGUGAAGCCUUUUUCAACACUCAAAGAGCGACUUAUCCAUCUACGGAUGAUGGAAAAUCGGAGAGUUUGUUUUGGUAAAUCUGGAAUACAUGGAUGGGGCCUCUUUGCUCGGCGAAGCAUACAAGAAGGAGAAAUGGUCCUUGAGUAUCGUGGAGAGAAGGUGCGGGGUAGUGUUGCUGAUCUAAGAGAGGCACAAUAUCGGCUGGAGGGGAAAGAUUGUUAUCUGUUUAAGGUAAGCGAAGAAGUGGUAAUUGAUGCGACAAAUAGAGGGAAUAUCGCACGCUUAAUCAACCAUUCGUGCAUGCCUAAUUGUUACGCAAGGAUCUUGACUCUGGGUAAAGAAGAGAGCCGGAUAGUUCUUAUAGCUAAAAGCAAUGUCGCAGCUGGUGAUGAGUUGACGUAUGAUUAUUUGUUUGAUCCGGAUGAUCAUGAUGAACUUAAAGUGCCCUGCCUGUGUAGAGCUCCCAAUUGCCGGAAGUUCAUGAACUAGUAUAGCCGGUGUACAGGAUUUGUCAUACAGUGACAUGCUAACAUGAAUACAGCAUGUCUCUUUAUUUUUUUUUGGUAGGGUUUUGUAAUAGCAACCAUUUUGUCAUUCUCACUCCAAUUGAAAUUUAAGUUGCAAAGAAAAUGUAUACACCAGCUACUAUUUAGCUGGAAUCUUACAUCAAUUCUCCUUCAUGCCGAUAUUGGAUUUAGCAGAAGAUGACUAAA